Messenger RNA from Polypterus senegalus (gray bichir), 6238 nucleotides. RefSeq names its product adhesion G protein-coupled receptor B3 (gene adgrb3). Gene Ontology annotation, molecular function: G protein-coupled receptor activity. Bases 394 to 4989 code for a protein of 1531 amino acids. Lineage: Eukaryota; Metazoa; Chordata; Cladistia; Polypteriformes; Polypteridae. Gene Ontology annotation, biological process: neuron remodeling; negative regulation of angiogenesis; cell surface receptor signaling pathway. The transcript has 33 exons. The record is from RefSeq and is a predicted model, not a curated record. Gene Ontology annotation, cellular component: synaptic cleft; plasma membrane; postsynapse.
UUACCGAUCUUUUUCUUCUUUCUCUUUUAAUUUUUGUGCUUUCUUUUUUUGUGAGCUCUGCAUUAUAGCUUCGUCUAUUGCAAUUACUUUUGUUCUAAGGCAUCUCAGUUCCUGAUCCGUGCGUGGUGGUUUGCUGGUUCUGUUUCGCUGGAAGAAGCAGGAGGAGGAAAUGAGCCUUACUGGAGUUUAUGCUUUUUUCCUAUUUCAUUGAUCGUGGCUUUAAUUUUGGGGGUCUUUGUUUCCCCCACCCCCCUUCUUUUUUUUUGGCUGAAGGCAAUGGAAAGCGAUUAUUCUAAAGAAAGCUGUUUGCUUCGCUGUUAGAACUAAAGCAUCUGUGCUAGCAUGUUGGAGAAAUAGCCAGAGCAUCCGAGGUGUAAGGCCAAAUGACAUAGGAUGAAGGCUAUUCGUAACCUGCUGAUUUAUAUAUUUUCCACCUAUCUCCUGGUUAUGCUUGGAUAUAUUGCGGCCCAAGACUUCUGGUGUUCCACUUUGGUCAAGGGAGUCAUUUAUGGAUCUUACUCUAUAAAUGAGAUGUUUCCCAAGAACUUUACAAACUGCACUUGGACGCUGGAGAAUCCAGACCCCACCAAAUAUAGCAUCUACCUGAAAUUUUACAGACGCGACCUAAACUGUUCCAACUUUUCUCUCUUGGCUUAUCAGUUCGACCACUUUUCUCACGAGAAAAUCAACGUGCUGCUCAGGAGCAACGAGUCCAUCGUCUACCUGUGCGACUCCAGAAAUCUCUACGUUUUUUUGCAGUACGACAAGAAUUUUGUGCAGCUCCGGCGGGUCUACCCUUUCGAUUAUCCCGGAUUGGUACACAAACGAGAAGAGGAGCAGAGGUCCGUCUUGGAGUUCUUGGUUUUGAACAAAGUGAGCCCCAGCCAGUUUGGCUGUCAGGUGCUCUGUACGUGGUCCGAGAGUUGCCUCAAAGCCGACAAGGGGAGUGCCGAGUCCUGUGGGAUAGUCUAUACAAAAUGCCCGUGCCCCCAGCACUUGGGAGAUGGGGAGGCCGAAAGUGUCUUUCUGCUCAAUAAUGUGGUGUUGCCAUUGAACGCGCAGACCGAAGGAUGUUUGACCCCUCAGCUGCGGACUGCGCAGGUGUGCAACCUCAGCGCCGAGGUCAAGCGGCCGACGAAAGAAGAAUUUGGAAUGAUCGGAGAACACACAAUAAAAAGUCAGCGACCACGAUCAGUUCAUGAGAGAAAGGUCCCUCAGGAGCAAGCCGAUGCUGCUAAAUUUAUGGCACAAACUGGUGACUCUGGAGCUGAAGAGUGGUCCCAGUGGAGUUCAUGCUCUGUUACGUGUGGUCAAGGGUCGCAGGUGCGAACCAGAACUUGUGUAUCACCUUACGGGACACACUGCAGCGGCCCUUUAAGAGAAUCAAGGGUUUGCAAUAACACUGCCCUCUGUCCAGUGCACGGCGUGUGGGAAGAAUGGUCACCCUGGAGUCUGUGCUCGUUCACCUGCGGCAGAGGACAGAGGACACGAACGCGGUCCUGCAUCCCCCCUCAGUAUGGCGGCAGAGCUUGUGAUGGGCCAGAAACACAGACUAAGCAGUGCAACAUUGCUCUCUGUCCAGUGGACGGCCAAUGGCAAGAGUGGACUCCGUGGGGUCAAUGCUCAGUGACCUGCUCCAAUGGCACCCAGCAGAGAAGCAGACAGUGCUCGGCGGCAGCGCACGGAGGAUCAGAAUGUCGAGGACACUGGGCCGAGAGCAGGGAGUGCUACAACCCCGAGUGCACCGCAAAUGGACAAUGGAAUCCAUGGGGACACUGGAGUGGAUGUUCAAAAUCUUGUGAUGGUGGCUGGCAGAGAAGGACUAGGGUGUGUCAGGGAGCUGCACUUACCGGCCAGGCCUGUGAUGGAACCAGCGAGGACGUCCGUAAGUGCAGUGAGCAGCGCUGUCCAGCCCCGUAUGAAAUUUGCUCAGAAGACUACACAAUGGCGAUGGUGUGGAGAAGAACACCUUCCGGAGAGUUAGCAUUCAACAGGUGUCCACCAAACGCCACAGGCAACACGAGUAGACGCUGCUCCCUGGACAUCCACGGAUUGGCCUACUGGGAGCAACCAAGCUACGCCAGAUGCAUCACCAAUGAAUUCAGACACUUGCAGCAUUCAAUAAAAGAGCACCUUGCAAAAGGACAAAGAGCAGCGGCAGGAGAAGGCAUGUCUCAGGUGACCAAAACUCUUCUGGAUUUAACCCAGAGGAAAAACUUCUACGCUGGGGAUCUCUUGGCUUCUGUGAAGAUUCUCCGAAACGUUACCGACACGUUCAAAAGAGCAAGCCACGUCCCGUCUUCUGAUGAUGUUCAGAACUUCUUUCAAAUCAUCAGCAACCUGCUUGAGGAGGACAACAGAGACAAAUGGGAAGACGCCCAACAGAUCUACCCAGGGGCCGUGGAGCUCAUGCUCGUCAUUGAAGAUUUCAUUCACAUUGUGGGACUGGGAAUGAAGGACUUUCACAAUUCCUACCUGAUGACCGGAAACCUGGUGGCCAGCAUUCAGAAACUUCCAGCCUCCUCCGUUCUGACAGACAUCAACUUCCCCAUGAAAGGCAGGAAAGGCAUGGUUGACUGGGCCAGAAACUCUGAAGACCGAGUGGUUAUUCCUAAAGGGAUUUUCACUCCAGCAUCAACAGAACUGGAUGAAUCCACCGUCUUUAUUCUUGGAACUGUGCUGUACAAAAAUCUGGGCCUGAUUCUGCCAUCGCCAAGGAAUUACACUGCUGUGAACUCCAAAAUAAUUGCAGUCACAGUGAGACCUGAGCCUAAAAUCGCCGAGUCCCUUCUGGAGAUUGAAUUAGCUCACCUGGCCAAUGGAACUGUGAACCCUUACUGCGCACUCUGGGAUAGCGACUUGACAAACGAUUCUUGGGGAGCUUGGACUACCAAGGGAUGCAAAACUGUGCUUACCGAUGCAUCCCAUACGAAAUGCUUAUGUGAUCGUGUGUCUACCUUCGCCAUUUUGGCUCAGCAACCAAGAGAAAUAACCAUGGAAUACUCAGGCGUCCCUUCGCUGACGUUAAUCGUGGGCUGUGGCCUGUCCUGCCUGGCCUUGAUCACCCUCGCUGUGGUCUAUGCGGUGCUAUGGAGAUAUAUAAGAUCAGAACGGUCCAUAAUAUUAAUAAACUUCUGCCUCUCCAUCAUCUGCUCUAACAUCCUAAUUCUGGUUGGACAAACCCAGACUCACAAUACGGGAGUCUGUACCAUGACCACCGCCUUUCUGCACUUUUUCUUCUUGGCCUCGUUUUGCUGGGUUUUGACGGAAGCUUGGCAGUCUUAUAUGGCCGUUACUGGAAAAGUACGAACACGGCUGAUUAGGAAGAGAUUCCUCUGCCUAGGAUGGGGACUCCCAGCAUUAGUUGUUGCCAUUUCAAUGGGAUUUACAAAAGCCAAAGGCUACGGGACAUCUCAGUACUGCUGGCUGUCUCUUGAAGGAGGUCUUCUCUAUGCCUUUGUUGGACCUGCGGCUGCUGUUGUUUUGGUCAACAUGGUUAUCGGUAUACUAGUUUUUAAUAAACUGGUAUCAAGAGAUGGGAUUCUGGAUAAAAAAUUGAAACACCGAGCUGGACAGAUGAGCGAGCCCCAUACAGGUCUGACAUUAAAGUGUGCCAAAUGUGGAGUGGUGUCAACGACGGCCCUUUCUGCGACGACUGCCAGCAAUGCAAUGGCUUCACUGUGGAGUUCAUGCGUGGUGUUGCCGCUCCUGGCUUUAACCUGGAUGUCAGCAGUUCUGGCGAUGACGGAUAAACGAUCGAUACUCUUUCAGAUACUCUUUGCUGUCUUUGAUUCACUGCAAGGAUUUGUUAUUGUCAUGGUCCACUGCAUCCUUAGAAGAGAGGUUCAAGAUGCAUUCAGAUGCAGACUAAGAAAUUGCCAAGAUCCAAUUAACGUUGACACAUCUGGUACUUUUCCAAAUGGCCAUGCGCAGAUUAUGACAGAUUUUGAAAAGGAUGUGGACAUUGCUUGUCGAUCAGUUCUUCACAAAGAUUUAGGUCCUUGUAGAGCCGCCACAAUCACCGGAACACUCUCCAGAAUUUCUCUUAAUGAUGAUGAAGAUGAGAAAGGUCCCGAAGGCAUGAGCUAUUCAACCUUACCCGGCAAUAUCAUCUCCAAAGUUAUAAUCCAACAGCCAUCCGGACUUCAUUUGCCCAUUGGAAUAAGCGAACGAACUGACCCUGGUGUGGACAGCACCAGCGAUAUGAGAAGAACUGUUUAUUUAUCUACUGAUGACAAUUUGAAAACGGGUGACACCGAACUGUUGCAUCAGCAAGGCUCCUUAAUGGAUAGUGACUAUAUUGUGAUGCCAAGAGGUUCUGUUCAACCCCUGGUAAAGGAUGACGGCAAGCUAAACAUUGGCAUGGACGCUUUGCAACAUGAAAGAUUAAUGCAUUAUAAGGUGAACCCUGACUUCAGUAUUAAUGCUCCUGUAAUGGAUCAGUUCAGUUUGAAUUUAGACCAUCAGUUUGUGGGCCAGGAGCACAUGCAGAGCAUGCCUUUUGAACCACGAACAGCAGUUAAAAACUUUCUAGCUGAAAUGGAAGAAUCUGGAGGUUUACCAAGAAGCGAAACAGGAUCUACAAUAUCCAUGAGCUCCUUAGAGAGAAGAAAAUCCCGUUAUUCUGACCUAGACUUUGAAAAAGUAAUGCACACGAGAAAACGGCACAUGGAGCUGUUCCAGGAGCUCAAUCAGAAAUUUCAAACCUUGGACCGAUUCCGGGAUAUACCAAAUAUGGGCAGUAUGUGUGGAAAAUCAUGGACCCUCUCUUCUUCUGGGCAUAGGCGAGGGCAUCUAAGUGAUAAAGCAGUGACAAACAAGCACCCCUGGGACAGUUUCAGCACCCCCUGCGAAUAUCAGAAUUACCCAACAAUGAAUGUAUUAGAGACGGAUGUAAAGGAUACGUUAGAAAUGACAGCAGCAGAAUGGGAAAAGUGUGUCAGCUUACCUUUAGACGUCCAGGAAGGCGACUUUCAAACUGAGGUUUAAAUAAAACAGAAAAGAACAAUCUUCUUCUUCUUCUUUUUUCUUCCUUUCUUUCUUUUCUUUUUUUUUUUUUUUUUUAUUUGCACUGACAAUACGAAAGAUUUUUCUUGCUGCCUGGCAUAACUAUAUGGACUUUUGAGUGUGGCAGGGAAAAAAAAAAACGAUGUGCCAAUAAAUUCAUGUCAGUGUUUUUGGGGUUUUUUUUUUUCCGUAUUCUCACCAGUGUUCUUAGUGGGACUACCAGGUGUCCAAUAAUUGCCAUCAUGUGUUCAAGUACCAGUGGAAUGAAUUGGUCAGAUGAUCCUUCUAGAGAAAACCUCAAGCAACUGUACACGUUGUGAUCGCUUCAUUGGGUCGAGCUCCGAACGAGACUUCACCCUGAAGCACAAUGUAUAUAUUUAUGCAGGUUUUUAAAGUUUAUAACAGUCUGUUUGGCCAUUACUACACUUUUUACUUUAUAAUAUAAAAAAAGAAGAAAAAAGCAAACGUUUUUUCUGUCAUUUAAAUGAAUGUUUGUUGAGCUACAUUCUUCAUUGCUUUAAAUGCAAUAAAGGUAAUACUCACUUUUAUAUGAAUAAUAUAUUUCACAUCUUUAUUACUGCAGCUUUCACAUGAAAGCUUGAAUUGGCUUUCCAGACUGCAGCCCCUGUAUGAUAUAUUUAAAAUGUUGUAUGGGUGUAAAUAAACUUUUGUCUACAUAUAUGUUUUACCUGUGCCCUUUAUUUUAGGUAAAUUUAAGACAGAAAAUGUUAACACUGGAACAAAAAAAAAGGAAUGUAAAUAAAGAGAAAGUUAUGUUCUUACUGCUUGAGAGGAUUUGUCACUCAAUACUAAGCUUAGUAUCUUUGGCUGUGAUGAUCUUUUGGCCAUAAAUCUUGUGUAUCCCAGGGUACUGUAACAAAAGAAUUCUAUGGAAUUCUACAAUUUAUUAUUACAUUUGCUUCAUACUUAAAUUUUUGGUUCGCCAUAUGAUGCUAUGUAUUUUGUUCAUUUGUCUUUUUUUAUAUAAAGACUUAUAUAUUGACUAGCAAAAGUAACGCAUCAGGUAUAUGGUAUACAAUAUGACAAUGUUAUUUUUAUAGACAAGAUUUCCAGUCGAUUUUCUUGAAGAGAAAAAAUGAUAACAAUAAUAAUAAUAAGUUCUGUCCAAGAAUUUGUGCAUUACAAAAUAUUAACUCCGUCUCCGCCGCUUAUGGGAGAAGAGACUGACGGCUUGGGUGUGAGGAGACCCCCAGGUGUGCAGACAAAAAAA